AUGACCACCUUGAACAGGCCUCGGUACGACGGAACCCAACGAAAGCUCGUACUCGCUUUCGACAUCGGGACUACAUUUAGUGGUAUUUCGUACAGCAUUUUGGAUCCUGGAGAGGUCCCUGAGAUUCGAGGAGUUACCAGAUUUCCCGCGCAAGAACACGUCGGUGGUGACUCUAAGAUACCGACCAUAAUCUACUAUGAUAAACAAGGAGACGUGCGCGCUGUUGGUGCAGAAGCUGUGCGUGAAGGAAUAGAAGCGGACGCGGAGGAUGAGGGAUGGACAAAGGCGGAGUGGUUCAAACUCCAUUUGCGACCCCAAACCACCAGCUCUGGAUCGUCUCUACUAACCGGCCACCCUAUUCCACCCCUGCCCGAGGGAAAAACCAUAAUAGAUGUUUUUGGCGAUUUUAUGCGGUACCUCCAUCAAUGCGCCCGGACCUACAUCGAAGAUACAUACCCUAAUGGGGCAGAGAUGUGGAAAAAUCUGGAGGGGCGUACGGACUUUGUGCUCACGCAUCCAAAUGGGUGGGAAGGCACACAACAGAGCUAUAUGCGCAGAGCUGCAGUCAGAGCGGGUUUGAUACCCAACACUCCGGCCGGCCAGCAACGACUCUCCUUUGUUACCGAAGGAGAAGCCAGUUUACACUUUUGUAUUCAGAAAGGUUUGACUAUUGACGCCAUGAAGCAAGGCAAAGGGAUUCUCAUUGUCGAUGCCGGCGGUGGCACGGUCGACAUCUCUGCUUAUAAACAAACAUCGAAAAACGCUCAAUCAUUCGAGGAAAUAUUUGCACCGGAGUGCCAUUUCCAAGGAUCGGUUUUCAUAAGCAACCACGCCAGGGAGUUCCUCGAAAAACUCCUUAAGGAUUCACGCUUCGCAGAAGAUGUGCCCUAUAUCACUGAUUGCUUUGACAAGACCACCAAAUUGAGAUUCCGCAGUGACGACGAAACUCAAUUUAUCAAGUUCGGAACUAUCAGGGACAAAGAUCUCGCUCUUAACAUCCGCAAUGGGCAGCUCAAACUUUCUGGCUCAGACGUAGCGUCUUUCUUUGAACCAUCUAUUCAAUGCAUCGUUGAUACCAUCGAGGAGCAACGUGCUGCUUGUACGACUAAAAUUGCCUCCGUUUUUCUUGUUGGGGGAUUCGCAGCUAGCGAUUGGCUGUUCACAAAUUUAAAGGCAAGGCUCUCUGACAAUACCUUGGAUAUAUGCCGCCCUGAUAGCCAUGUCAACAAAGCAGUUGCAGAUGGAGCUGUUUCGUUCUAUCUUGACCAUUUCGUGGCUGCUAGGAUCUCAAAGUAUGCAUACGGCAUAGAAUUCAGUCGGAUAUAUGUUUCUACGGAUCCCGAACACGUUGCGCGAAUGCACUCUCAAUACACUUGUCUGGAUGGCAGGAUCAUGCUUCCCGUUGGAUUUGAUGCUAUACUUCCUAAGGCACGUCUCUUUGAUACCAAAGUGUCUGAGACAGAGGAAUACAGACACUCUUAUGUGAGGAACUCGAAGAACUCCUCCGCAUUCCAAAUUCUAGACGAGGAAAUUAUGUGCUACCAAGGGACCAAAAGUAACCCACGCUGGACAGAUGAAGAGACUGACAUGUACCGUGUUCUUUGUCACGUAACGGCCGAUACAUCGAAUGUCCCUUUGCGCCAAUACGUCAACUCUAAAACUGGAAUACCUUACUACCGAAUCGAAUUUGAAAUCGUAUUGUCGUUCGGGUUAACUGAAUUGAAGGCUCAGGUUGCAUGGAAGGAAAAUGGCAUCGAACGAAGGGGUCCCGCUGAAGUUGUUUAUGAUCCUGACGAGCUAAUCUGCGAUUAG
Messenger RNA from Psilocybe cubensis, 1812 nucleotides. RefSeq lists its product as uncharacterized. Lineage: Eukaryota; Fungi; Basidiomycota; Agaricomycetes; Agaricales; Agrocybaceae. The record is from RefSeq and is a predicted model, not a curated record. The coding region runs from base 1 to 1812 and encodes 603 amino acids. The transcript has 14 exons.